This is a messenger RNA of Drosophila pseudoobscura, 636 nucleotides long. RefSeq names its product eukaryotic translation initiation factor 4E binding protein thor (gene Thor). The transcript has 2 exons. The coding region runs from base 1 to 366 and encodes 121 amino acids. Gene Ontology annotation, biological process: negative regulation of translational initiation. NCBI's taxonomy places the organism in Eukaryota, Metazoa, Arthropoda, Insecta, Diptera, Drosophilidae. The record is from RefSeq and is a predicted model, not a curated record. Gene Ontology annotation, cellular component: cytoplasm. Gene Ontology annotation, molecular function: eukaryotic initiation factor 4E binding.
AUGUCUGCAUCACCCACCGCCCGUCAAGCCGUUUCCCACGCCCUGCCAAUGAUGGCCAUUGCCAAGACCAAGAAGAUCGUCAUCACGGAUCCCAUCCAGAUGCCGGAGGUGUACUCCUCGACGCCCGGUGGUACCCUGUACUCCACCACGCCCGGAGGCACCAAACUGAUCUAUGAGCGGGCCUUCAUGAAGAAUCUGCGUGCCUCCCCCUUGAGCCAGACGCCACCCAGUAAUAUACCGAGCUGCCUGAUGCGUGGAACACCACGUACCCCCUUCAGGAAGUGUGUGCCAGUGCCCACGGAGCUGGUGAAGAAGACCCAAUCGCUGAAGAUCGAGGAUCAGGAGCAGUUCCAGCUGGAGCUGUAACCGUUCAGCGGGUCAAUUCCAACCAAGCAGCAACUGCCAAAAUCAUCUAGUUUUUAUGUUUGCCAAGACACUGAUCUUAUAAUCUUAGAGACCCUCAUUUUGUUAACAAAACUACUACCUGACUCCGUUACCUUCCAUAUCCAUCUUAGUCCGUAAGCUAGUAGCUCUUGUAGCGAUUGUUCAGUUUCGUUUUGUUCAUUCAGUCAUAUUGACUUUGUAUCUUGUAAAUCUCUAGCUCCUAAGUGAAAUGCAAUAAAAAAAUAAGUGUUU